GUCGUCAGCCUCGCGUUCUUUCCAGCGGAUCAAACGCGGGGAUUGAAGGAGGAGUCAGCUUCAAGACUCUUUCGACAAGAAAGGAAUGCUUGGAUAUAGGUCUACACAAGAAGGGUUGAGGGAGAAGGAAGACUUGUUAGGGUUUUUCCAGAUCUCUCUUCGCUUUCUUCGGUGUUUUUUUGAUCCGCAACUCUUUGUUACAGAUUGCGGUUUCUAAGAUGAAUUAUAUUCUCUGCUAUUGUCAGAUUCCUCUAUCCCUAGUCCCUAACUGUUGGUGCUGCAAUGUACAAGUUCUUCUUAGACUUCUUCCUAAAUAAUUUGCACCAGAGGGAUUUGAUCAUUAACAUUAAAUAAAGGACGAAUACUGGUUAAUCGUGAUGGAUUUGGGUUCUGUGUUCUUUAAAUUAGCUGAUAAAUUUGAUCCUUCUUUACCGAUGGUUUGUGGCUGGCUUGUCACUGGAUCCUUUGGGCUGCUAGCACUGAUAUAUGCCUUUCUCAGGCUGCAGAAAGAGGCAUCACUGAACUGGAUAAAAGCAGCUGCUCAGGAGAAGAAAAAAGUUUGGAAUAAGUUGAAAUGUCCUAAUUCUUAUCACACAUGGACUGAAGAUGAUUGCGGUAUAGGGAAACCUUCAGCAUGCUGUGUUUGUUUGUCAUCUUUGGUGUCACCUCAAGGUGGUGGACUGAAGACCUCAGGCAACGCUGAAGUCCAACGUUGCUCCAUAUGCGGUGUUGCAGCUCAUUUCCACUGUUCUCGGUUUGCGGUGGAGGAUUGCAAGUGUAUAGCACAAGCUGGCUCAUCCCAUUUGAUGCACCACUGGUCUGAAAGAUGGGUAGAUUUGGAUGAGAACUCUGAGACGUCUUCCUUUUGUUAUUAUUGUGAUGAAACAUGUGGUAUACCAUUUUUUGGUGCUUCUCCUACCCCUGUAUGGGGUUGCCUUUGGUGUCAAAUCCUCAUACAUGUUGAUUGCCAUGCUAAAUUUGUAAAAGAGACUGGUAAUAUUUGUGAUUUGGGUCCACUUAGACGGCUUGUGCUGUCUCCACUCUCAGUGAAAGAGGUGGAUGAUGGACGAACAAGCGGGGGAAUGCUAAAAGCUUUGAAGGAAGGGAUUAUUACAACAUCAGUUAGAGGUCCAAUAAGAAAGCAGCGUAAUCGUAUUAAGAAUGGGAACAACUACUCUUCUCUUUAUAAUGUUCCUUUUGGUAAGCUAAAGCAUUGUUCAAACAAUGGUAAAGCUAAUGAAUCUUUCCUUAGUUGGCUUUUUGGUGGGGUGUACUUUCAGGAAAAGAACAAUGAUUCUGCAAGUUUAAGAUACAGUUAUAAUAAAUCCAACCAAAAAACUGAAAGAAGAAAUUAUGAAGUGAUCAAUUUGCCACAGGAUUCAAGGCCACUUCUGGUAUUCAUUAAUGCGAGGAGUGGAGCUCAAUAUGGACAUUCUCUUCGAAGGAGACUGAACAUGCUGUUAAAUCCUGCUCAGAUUUUUGAACUAAGUUCCUCCCAAGGGCCUGAGGUUGGGCUGCAAAUGUUCCGUAAUGUGCAAUACUUCAAAAUUCUUGUUUGUGGAGGUGAUGGUACUGUUGCAUGGGUUCUUGAUUCCAUCCAAAAGGAGAAUUUUGUAUCUCCCCCACCAGUUGCCAUUCUUCCUCUUGGCACUGGAAAUGACUUGUCACGCGUUCUGCGAUGGGGAGGGGGUUUGUCAUCUGUUGAAGGGCAAGGUGGCCUCCGUCCUCAUCUGAAUGACAUUGACCACGCAGCAGUCACGAUGCUUGAUCGCUGGAGUGUUUCCAUCCAGGAGAAAAAUGCAGAUCCAGGUGAAAGCAAAAGACAUGUGAAGCAAAUGACAAACUAUUUAGGUAUUGGAUGCGAUGCAAAGGUUGCAUACAACUUUCAUACAACCCGGGAAGAAAGACCUGAUAUGUUCCAUAGCCAGUUUGUCAAUAAAUUGUGGUAUGCCAAAGAAGGAGCUAAGGAUAUUGUGGAUAGAACUUGCGCUGAUUUACCGUGGCAAGUGAGUUUAGAAGUUGAUGGAAACAUGGUUGAAAUUCCAGAGGAUGCUGAAGGUGUAAUCGUGCUCAACAUUGGCAGUUACAUGGGAGGCGUAGAUCUAUGGCAAAAUGACUAUGAUCAUGAUGACAACUUCAGUCCUCAAUCAAUGCAUGAUAAAAUGCUGGAAGUCGUUUGCAUAUCUGGAACGUGGCAUCUUGGAAAGCUUCAGGUAGGGCUUUCACAAGCCCAGAGAUUAGCCCAAGGAAAAGUCAUAAAAUUGCACAUUCACAGUCCAUUCCCAGUCCAGGUUGAUGGGGAGCCAUGGAUACAGCAACCUGGCUGCUUGGAAAUAACACACCAUGGGCAGGUGUUCAUGCUGAGGAAGGCAUCGGACGAGCCCACUGGACAUGCCGCUGCCAUCAUGACAGAAGUCUUAGUCAAUGCAGAGUGCAAUGGCGUCAUUAAUCCGGCUCAAAAGAAGCUCCUUCUCCAGCAGAUGGCAAUACGGCUCACUUGACGUUCUCGCAUCCUUAGAAAAAUUAUUCUGUGCGGAUACUUGACACAACAAAAGUCCGGAGCCCAAUGAAAAUGCGUCAUGUCACCUGGUAUCGAGCGAUACGAGCUGCGGUACUGAGCAGCACUGAGCCUUGGUCCUCGGUACCAAGUGACGUGACGCAUUUUUAUUGGACUCUGGACGGCGUUCGGCAUCCGCACAGAAUAAUUACUCCGCAUCCUUUCCCUCUUGGUUAGUUUCAAACUUAGACUUUUUCAAACUUAGACUUUUUUGUAUACACUUUCAUUAUAGGCUCCUUCAAUUAGUUCCCCUUUUGAGGGACAUAUCAGCUCAAUAAGAAUUAGAUAGGUUAGAGUCUGAAGAGGAAUUUUUGUUGUAAAGCUGAGGGAUUUAGUUACACUUACACAUAAAGCAAUUGUAAGAACGCGGAAGAUUUAAGAGGAGCUUUUGGAAUAGCGGGAAUAAAAUUUGCAAUUUGUAAGCAUAGAAA
This is a messenger RNA of Dendrobium catenatum, 2988 nucleotides long. Its product is annotated as diacylglycerol kinase 2. The transcript has 9 exons. The record is from RefSeq and is a predicted model, not a curated record. The coding region runs from base 378 to 2501 and encodes 707 amino acids. Lineage: Eukaryota; Viridiplantae; Streptophyta; Magnoliopsida; Asparagales; Orchidaceae. Gene Ontology annotation, molecular function: ATP-dependent diacylglycerol kinase activity.